Messenger RNA from Solanum pennellii, 693 nucleotides. Its product is annotated as ubiquitin-60S ribosomal protein L40. The transcript has 4 exons. Gene Ontology annotation, biological process: modification-dependent protein catabolic process; translation; protein ubiquitination. Lineage: Eukaryota; Viridiplantae; Streptophyta; Magnoliopsida; Solanales; Solanaceae. The record is from RefSeq and is a predicted model, not a curated record. Gene Ontology annotation, molecular function: protein tag activity; ubiquitin protein ligase binding; structural constituent of ribosome. Bases 61 to 447 code for a protein of 128 amino acids. Gene Ontology annotation, cellular component: ribosome; nucleus; cytoplasm.
GGGAUACAUGUUUUCUAUCAGAGAAUAGAAAGGGGUAAUAGAGAUAGAGCCGCCGCCAAAAUGCAGAUCUUCGUGAAAACUCUUACGGGGAAGACGAUCACGCUUGAAGUUGAAUCGAGCGACACUAUUGACAAUGUCAAAGCUAAGAUUCAAGACAAGGAAGGUAUUCCACCGGACCAGCAGCGAUUGAUCUUCGCCGGAAAGCAGCUCGAAGAUGGACGUACUCUAGCUGAUUACAACAUUCAGAAAGAGUCAACUUUGCAUUUGGUUUUGAGGCUUCGUGGAGGGAUUAUUGAGCCUUCUCUGAUGGCUUUGGCAAGGAAGUACAAUCAGGAGAAGAUGAUUUGCCGCAAGUGUUAUGCUCGCCUACAUCCUCGUGCUGUUAACUGCAGGAAGAAAAAAUGUGGGCACAGCAACCAGCUGAGGCCAAAGAAGAAGAUCAAGUAGGUGUGAUACCUUGUUUAGCAGAACGGUGUAUUGCAGUUAUACCUCCAGUCUGUGGUCUUGCAAUUUUUUGUCCUGCUUCAACUUGCUGUAAUGGAUAGUCUAGCAUUUUGUUGAACUGAAAGUUUGUUGUUAAAAGAUAUCACUAUGCACCCAAUCUAUGACUAUUUCGAUGAAGUUUUUCAUGUUAUCCUGACAAGUACAAGCCUUCACUAUCAUGAUUUAUUCACAUCCAUUUGAGAACUGUUA